UUUAGUUCUUCAAGCGAUCCUCCUUCGGAUAAUAUGUCACGCAUUGCAUUCUUGGAACAGUAUUCUCCUGUGGCGAGCAAAUCGAUUAACAACUCUUCGAGCCUCAAUGAAACUAAAGAAGGAACGCCAAAUUUAAGUACAGCUGAGAGAAACUUAAAGGUCGUGUUCUACUGCUGCUUUUUUCUUCUCGGCUCUCUAGGAAAUGCAAUGGUCAUUGUGGUAUUAAAAGGAAAGCGAAAACGAACCAUAAAUGAUUAUUUCAUUUUAAACUUGGCAGUAGCAGACUUAACUUUCUUGUGGCUUUCGCUUCCUUUCUAUACGUACGAGCUUUUUCAGCCGUUUAACAAGAAUUCAUUGUACUGCAAAUUGAUUUGGCCAAUGAUGUCACUAACUCUGUCUGUCAGUAUUUUCACCUUGUCUUCCAUGGCAAUCGAACGGUGUCGAGGGAUCACAAAUCCUUUGCAACCAAGAAUCAAGCUGCAAGCCACAUUAAUUUGGAUUAUUCUUAUAUGGAUCUUCGCCUUCUCUACGAUUGUUCCGUUAAUGAUCGUGGCGCGGCCGGAAGGUGUGUUCUGUGCCGAGAAUUGGCUGAAAAACUACUACCGUCAGACCUACACUGCAGUUCUCUUCGCUCUUCAAUAUGGCAUCCCUUUGUUUGUAAUCGUCAUAGCCUACUUAAAAAUCACUAUUUGUCUAAUCAAGUCUCGGUUGCCGAUGCUAACGACAAUCAACUCUAAAGGAGAGGUUAUCAGGCACAAAACAAGAGGUGAAAAUGUCCAGAUAAUCCGAACACUGGCUGUUAUUGUAAUUUUGUUCAUGGCCUGCAUGCUUCCAAAUCAAAUCGCCUGGUUGCUGUUUGACUUUGGCGGUGACUCGUACAAGGAACUGUCAGAGGCAUUUUGGACCUGCGCAGAAGCGUUAAUGUACUUACACGCAUGUGUAAACUCAAUUGUGUACGGUUCUCUUACUCGCCAGUUUCGUCGAGGAUACAUCCGAUUCUUCCGCUACGUUUUUUGUUUCGGUAAAGCGAAUGUUGAUGACUCAACUGGUGUUUCUGAAAACCAAACACGAGACAGACAUUCGCGACCAAAGCGAAAAGCUGGCGUACUUUAUGGCUCUCUUAGAUUCAGAAAAUUCAGCGAAAAUACUAAAACGACGCGCUUGAUAGUGAAUUCCUCUCCCAUUAUGUCCACAAGUGAAGAAAGUAUCAACCGAUCAGCGAGCCCAUCGCCUGGCUCUUCCCCAGUCCCUGGUUCAGCUAGUAUAGAGAUGUUAUUAAGGAGGACCCAGGCAAAGGAAACUCUGUUGACAUUGUCAUUUACUAACCCGGGUAUUGAAACGUCUGAUGACGAUGGUUGCCAAGAAACAAAACUGUAAUCUAUAGCUUAGACUACAAGUGAACUGCUCUCCCAGCAAAAGAAGCUAUAAAAUGCAUUUAUAACCGUCUUUCAAAAAAGCUUGAGAUUUCGUUAAAGCAGCAAACCAAGUAGAGAUUUCCUCAUCCAGGGAUGAUUUCUUUGAAUAGCUAGCAGGAGGAAACAGGAGUUAUGCAACGCCUUGAUUUCCUCGGAACGUAAAUCGAGUGAGAUCUGAGAGUUUCGAUGGUCACCUUUCGUUUCAUCAAUGCUAGUACUAGAUAAGAACACCACCGCUUUUGAAAAGGUUAAAUAUAAAGACAGUCGUUAGGGAAUAGAAAAUUUUUUUGUUCUCUCUUUUAUCAGUCAAGGCCACUGAAAGACAU
Molecule: messenger RNA, 1741 nt
Organism: Stylophora pistillata
Lineage: Eukaryota; Metazoa; Cnidaria; Anthozoa; Scleractinia; Pocilloporidae
Product: galanin receptor type 1-like
Biological process (GO): G protein-coupled receptor signaling pathway
Cellular component (GO): plasma membrane
Molecular function (GO): G protein-coupled receptor activity
Source: RefSeq, a predicted model, not a curated record